This is a messenger RNA of Triticum aestivum (bread wheat), 1873 nucleotides long. RefSeq lists its product as uncharacterized. The record is from RefSeq and is a predicted model, not a curated record. The transcript has 2 exons. Lineage: Eukaryota; Viridiplantae; Streptophyta; Magnoliopsida; Poales; Poaceae. The coding region runs from base 95 to 1657 and encodes 520 amino acids. Gene Ontology annotation, molecular function: protein binding.
UUGUCACCAAAAAUAAAAAAGUUUUGCAACUCCACGCAUCGCAUCCGCCGCUCUGUACGUGCGGUCGUGCGCAGAUCCGGAGAGCCCGCCGGCGAUGGAUCUCCCCGAAGAGAUGCUCGCCGACAUCCUGCGCCGCGUCCCGGCGCGCCACCUCGCCGCGUGCAGGCGCGUCUGUGGGUACUGGCGCGCCACCAUCGACGCCGGCAGGCUGGUCCUCCCGCACCUCCUGCCGGGCGCGCCGAGCGGCGCCUUCGUCAACAUGCCCGAGGCCUCGCGCGGCACCUACUUCUUCGCGCGCGGGGGGCCCACCGGCGGCGUCGACACCCGACUCGCCGAUGCGCCGACCAGGUGGUGCACCGCCUUCUUAGACCACUGCAACGGGGUCCUCAUGUGCGAGGCCAGCGAGGGCACGCGCUUCGUCUACAACCCGGCCACGCGGAGGUCGGCGGUGCUGCCGCCCGCGCCGCGCGCCGAGCCCUGGGGCGUCGCCUCCGCCGCGUACCUCGUGUUCGACCCCUUCGUGUCUCUCCACCACGAGGUGCUCCUGCUCCCCGAGCUGCCCGGCGAGCCCCAGCCCCCCGAACCCACCGACCCGCCGCCGCUGCCGCCGUUCAACGUUGCGCGGCUCUUCUUCGCGGACGCCGAGUCGUCGCCGCCGCCUCAGAUCGUCACCGACGAGGAGGACUGGUUGUCCUCGGACUCGGAAGACGAACCGCGGAAGCUUGCGAGGCCCCGUCAGCGUGAGCACAUCGAGGCGAAGGACACCUUGGGGCUUAUGGAAUGGCCGCCGUCGCCGUACGUGGUGCAGGUGUUCUCGUCCGAGACCGGCCGGUGGGACGACAGGGCGUUCUUCCGGGAAGGCGCCGCCGCCGGGACGGUGGCCGACAUGUGGUCGGAUCCACUGUCAUCCAGCUACGUUAUGGGAUUUUAUCUACCCGAUUGCGGGCCGCGCCGCCGCGACGCCGUCUACUGGCGGCAAUCGCUCUACGUCCAUUGCCGCGGCGGUUUCAUCAUCAGGUUGUCGCUGCUGACGGGGAAGUAUGUGGUGAUCAAAACCCCAGGAGUCACCAAAGUCGCCGAGCGUCCGUGGGCUAUGCCGCGCCUGAGCAAGUCUCGGAAGGGGGUUUACUGCACCAUCAUCGACAUGCUAAAGCUCCAGGUAUGGGUACUGACCGAAGAAGAAUCACCGACGGCGACGCCAGUGUGGGAGAUGGCACAUCAGGCCGACCUCGAGCCCUCCAUCAGGCAACUGAUGUGCAAAAGCCUCCAAAACACUGAGAAGUCUUGGAUCCUGGACGAUCCCAGGAGAUCGAAAUCAUCUGCGGAGCAGAGAUGCCGCGAAUGGGACUCUGACAACGACGACGAUGAUGGCGCCUAUGUUGAGGAAGAAGAAGGGGGUGGCGCCUUUGGUUGGCUGGAUUUCUUGGGGUACCAUCCUCAUAAGGAGAUUGUGUUGUUGGGCCACCAGUACAAGCGUUGUGCUUAUGCCUACUACCUGAGCACCUCCAAGCUUGAGUACCUUGGUGAUCUUUGUCCGGUACCAGAUGAUUAUUUUCCCGCUUGUGUGCAGGAGUCGUACGUGUAUACUCCGUGCAGGAUCGACCUGCUGUCUGAUGAGAAUGGUGUCUCUGUUGAUUUGAGUAAAUGGGUUUCAUAAGCUAGCUAGAUAGCCAAUGAAACAAUAUGAGAGAGUUGUGUACUCCCUCUGAUCCAAAAAAAGUGUCGUGGUUUUAGUUAGUAGUAUAGAAGGAUUUGGAGAAUAAAAUAAAUGAACUGAGGAACUCUUCUGUAAAUUAGACUAGCCCUUGCAAUGAUGUAAUUGUCAGGUGGAAGUGGAACUCAAUGAUUUUACAUAUACAUGAGCUUGCUUAAA